CCUCUUUCUUUUGAUAUUAUUUUCUCUUUCUUAUUAUGAAAAUCAUCUUUGGUUCUUGCUUGAACUAUUUCUGCUUUCUGUGGUUGCUGGUUUUCUUUUAUUGACGGAACUUGAUAUUUGUAUAUAUUUUUAUCAUUGAAAUCUGGAAUUAACUCUGUCAAGGUUAGUAUUGGAAUUGAAAAUGCAAGGUUGCACUGGAGCUCAAGUGAUGGGUUCUUUACAGCAGCCAGUUUGGAUUAAAGGAUCAUCUCUCCCUCUGAAACAGUCGAACUUUGUUGGGUUUCCACAUCAGAUAAAGCUCAAUUCUUUUAGGCCUUGUAGAUAUCUUAAUAUUCAGGGGAGCUUGGUCGCUGGUAGACCACCCUCUUCUGUUUCUGUCCCUGAAAUUGAAGGUGACAGAAGCAGCUUUAAAGAUUAUGGCCUCAGUGAAGCAGAUCCUGAGGUGCGUGAAAUUAUUGAGAAGGAAAAGAAUAGGCAGUUCAAAAGCCUCGAGCUGAUUGCAUCUGAGAAUUUUACAUCUCGAGCAGUGAUGGAAGCAGUUGGCUCAUGCCUUACAAAUAAGUAUUCUGAAGGACUGCCUGGUAAAAGAUAUUACGGUGGAAAUGAACACAUUGAUGAGCUUGAAACUCUUUGUCAAGAAAGGGCUUUGGCUGCAUUUGGCUUAGAUAGAAAGAAAUGGGGUGUUAAUGUCCAACCGUUGUCUGGUUCUCCUGCUAAUUUUGAGGUUUAUACAGCACUUCUUAAUCCACAUGACAGGAUAAUGGGUUUGGACUUGCCUCAUGGGGGGCAUUUGUCUCAUGGAUUCAUGACUCCUAAAAGACGAGUAUCUGGCACAUCAAUUUAUUUCGAGUCUAUGCCAUAUCGACUUGAUGAAUCAACAGGCCUGGUUGAUUAUGAUAUGCUUGAGAAAACAGCUAAUCUCUUCCGACCAAAGCUCAUUAUUGCUGGUGCCAGUGCCUAUCCUCGAGAUUUUGAUUAUCCCCGCAUGAGAAAGAUUGCAGAUGCUGUUGGCGCUUUUCUCAUGAUGGACAUGGCUCAUAUAAGUGGGCUUGUUGCUGCCUCUGUGGUUGGUGAUCCCUUUGAAUACUGCGAUAUUGUGACAACAACAACACACAAGUCUCUACGGGGGCCUAGAGGUGGCAUGAUCUUCUUUCGAAAGGAUACUAUUCUUGGGGUUGAUCUGGAAUCUGCCAUCAACAAUGCUGUUUUUCCAGGCCUGCAGGGUGGUCCUCAUAACCACACAAUCGGUGGACUAGCAGUCUGCUUGAAGCAUGCACAAUCCCCUGAAUUUAAAGCUUAUCAGAAACAGGUCAUCUCCAACUGUAGGGCUCUGGCAUACCGAUUGGUUGAAUUAGGGUAUAAAUUGGUUUCUGGGGGCAGUGAUAAUCACCUUGUUCUUGUAGACCUGAGGCCACUUGGCAUUGAUGGAGCUCGUGUGGAGAAAAUUCUUGACAUGGCAUCUAUUACUCUCAACAAAAAUUCAGUUCCUGGGGAUAAGAGUGCUCUAGUUCCAGGUGGGAUUCGCAUUGGAUCACCUGCCAUGACUACUAGGGGUUUUACAGAGAGAGAAUUUAUAGCAACUGCUGAUUUUAUACACGAGGGUGUGCAGAUAACUACUGAAGCUAAAAAAUCAGUAUCAGGAUCAAAGCUUCAAGAUUUCAUGAAGUUGGUUGCUUCUCCUGAUUUCUCAUUGGCGAGUGAAGUGUCCGAUCUUCAAACAAGAGUUGAAGCCCUGGCAACCCAAUUCUCGAUACCCGGAGUAUAACUGUUUUGCCCGGACUACAUACCAAUCACAGUUAUUAACGCCUGGAAUAUGAAUUAUUAUUAGGUUUAAUGAAAGCUAAUUAUAGGGUGUCUCUCGACAAGUUCUUUUCAUAAUCAUGUAAGAACAUUUGUCCGAAAGUGUAGGAAUGUACGAGAAAUCUUUUUUA
Ricinus communis (castor bean) is the source of this 1931-nucleotide messenger RNA. RefSeq names its product serine hydroxymethyltransferase 3, chloroplastic. Gene Ontology annotation, biological process: L-serine catabolic process; folic acid metabolic process; tetrahydrofolate interconversion. The record is from RefSeq and is a predicted model, not a curated record. Gene Ontology annotation, cellular component: cytoplasm. The transcript has 11 exons. NCBI's taxonomy places the organism in Eukaryota, Viridiplantae, Streptophyta, Magnoliopsida, Malpighiales, Euphorbiaceae. Gene Ontology annotation, molecular function: cobalt ion binding; zinc ion binding; pyridoxal phosphate binding. The coding region runs from base 182 to 1765 and encodes 527 amino acids.